CAGGGUGACAUCCGCUUUUGCUACCACUCUUCUCCCACACUGUUCCUCAGAACCUGUCUGGACUAAAGCCUCCGCCAGACCCCUUCCGGCCCCCAGCCCACCAUGAUCCCUCCAAGCAACACGGUGCUCCUGCUUUUACUCUCAGUGGCUGCAGCUCAAAUAAUCCCAGGUUCCUAUUCCGGAUGUGGGCCCCUCCCCCUGCCACUCCUGGUAGGCCUUGUGGCUGCUGAUGCCAUUGUAUCUCUGCUGAUCGUGGUGGUGGUGUUUAUGUGUGCCAUCCCACGUGACAGGCCCACCCAAGAUGGUAAAGUCUAUAUCAACAUGCCUGGCAGGGGCUGACACCCUGUAACUUUGACCUUCGACUUCUGACCUUCUCAUUCUGGAUUGCAUGUGGCGGCACAGAAAACCCAUUCCCCCACUUGGGCUGGAAUAAAGCAAUUGAAAUAC
Messenger RNA from Phyllostomus hastatus (greater spear-nosed bat), 447 nucleotides. RefSeq names its product hematopoietic cell signal transducer (gene HCST). Gene Ontology annotation, cellular component: membrane. The record is from RefSeq and is a predicted model, not a curated record. Gene Ontology annotation, biological process: positive regulation of phosphatidylinositol 3-kinase/protein kinase B signal transduction; regulation of immune response. Lineage: Eukaryota; Metazoa; Chordata; Mammalia; Chiroptera; Phyllostomidae. The coding region runs from base 103 to 339 and encodes 78 amino acids. Gene Ontology annotation, molecular function: phosphatidylinositol 3-kinase binding; signaling receptor binding. The transcript has 4 exons.